GAUCCACACGCCUGUGGAAUCAGGGACUGAGCCCGAGUCCCCUCCUCUCUCUCCAAAUUUCACAUCUGAGGAAGAAUCCUGAAGAGAUGAGCCCUGGGUGGCCCCGCCCCUGCACUGUGACAUCACAAAGGGGCAGGUGACGUCACCGAGCCCUGGCCCGGCCCUUCCCGGCCCCCUCUGUCCUGACCUCAGCCCUCCUUCUCUGCUUGCGCAACCUCUCCCCAGGGAAAGCAGUCCGCCUCGCCAGCCACCUGCCCAGGCCACCCGCAGCCAUGGAUGUGAAUGGUCCCGAGCCUCCAGGGCCCCUGCCCUCCCCACAGGCGCCUGGGCUCGACCCGCACCCCCGCAGGCUGCCCCCGAGGACUGCCGCCGUGGUGAUCGACAUGGGCACGGGAACCUGCAAGAUGGGCUUCGCCGGGCAGGCCCAACCCGCCUGCACCGUGGCCACGGUCCUGGGCUGCGGGCCCAGGAGCCCGGCCGGCCCCCGGCAGCCGGCGCUGGAGACACUCUUUGGCGAGGCGGCCCGCGCGCGCCCGGAGCUGCGGCUGCUGCAGCCGGUGCGCGCCGGCAUCGUGCAGGACUGGGAGGCAGCCGAGCUGCUCUGGCGCCACGUGCUGGAGCACGACCUGCGCGUGGAUCCCCGCGACCGCCCGCUGCUGUUCUCCGACCCGCCCUUCAGCCCGGCCACCAACCGCGAGCAGCUGGCCGAGACGGCCUUCGAGGCGCUGCGCUGCCCGGCCGCCUUCGUGGCCUCGCAGGCCGUGCUGUCCGUCUACGCCCACGGGCGGGUCAGCGGGCUCGUGGUGGACGCCGGCCACGGCGUCAGCUGCGCGGCGCCGGUCUUCCAAGGCCACACCCUGCCCCACGCCGUGGAGCGCCUGGACCUGGCUGGCAGCCACCUGACCGCCUUCCUGGCCGAGGCGCUUCGGAGCGCGGGCUGGGCGCUCGGGCCACGCGACCUGGACGCCGUGGAGCGCAUCAAGCGCCGCCACUGCUACGUAGCCCCCGACUUCCUGGAGCUGCAGGCCCGGCCCGACGCGCAGAGCCGGCUCUCCGUGCAGCUGCCCGACGGGCGCGCGCUCACGCUGGGCGAGGAGCUGUUCCAGGGCCCGGAGCUGCUCUUCCGCCCCCCGCAGGCCCCGGGGCUGCCGCCCGCCGGCCUCCCCGCCCUGGCCGCGCGCAGCCUGCGCAAGCUGCCCCCGGAGGCGCGGGCGCCCGUGGCCCAGCGCGUGCUGCUCUGCGGGGGCUCCUCGCUCCUCGCGGGUUUCGAGGGCCGCUUCAGGACCGAGCUGCUGCGCUCGCUGCCCCCGGACGUGGAGGCGGAGACGGAGGCGUGCGCUGCAGUGGUGGCCGCCCCUGGCAGGGGCCUGUCGGUGUGGAUCGGGGGCUCCGUCCUGGCCUCGCUGAGCGCCUUCCAGUCCUGCUGGGUCCUGCGGGAGCAGUACGAGGAGCAGGGGCCGCACGUGGUGUACAGCAAGUGCUACUGAGCCCUGGGCAGGAGAGGGGCGGGGUGGGCAGUAAAAGUGCUG
Molecule: messenger RNA, 1529 nt
Organism: Heterocephalus glaber (naked mole-rat)
Lineage: Eukaryota; Metazoa; Chordata; Mammalia; Rodentia; Bathyergidae
Gene: Actl9
Product: actin like 9
Source: RefSeq, a predicted model, not a curated record